Molecule: messenger RNA, 4311 nt
Organism: Brenthis ino (lesser marbled fritillary)
Lineage: Eukaryota; Metazoa; Arthropoda; Insecta; Lepidoptera; Nymphalidae
Source: the annotation of a GenBank genome assembly
AUGGAUAAUCGUAUUGAAGUCAAGACGCAAGAUUCUGCAGCUAAAAAAAUCGUUUUAGAUGAUUUGAGUAAAGAAGAAUUAAUUGCAAAAUGUAAAGGUCUCCUCACCAUAGCACAAAAAGCAAAGCAAGCUAAAUCUGAAUUACAAAAUGAAGUUGCUAAUUAUAAAAGCUUACUAGAAAUUUGUGAAUCACAAAAAAAUGCCAAGGAAGAAAAUGUUCAAACAUUGCAGGAGCUUGUGGAUUCAUUAACAGAACAAAAACUUACUUUCAUCACUGAAAUUGAUGCUACACAAAGUAAAUUAAAGGCUCUGGCUAAUAAAUGUCACUAUUACGUAGAAGAAAUAACCAAACAGAAGUCUGAGUUACUACAAAAAGACCAAAGUCUCACAAAUGUGUCACAAAAAUUAUCUGAUCUUGACAGUGAAAUAACUUCUUUAAAAAGACAAAAUAAUAGACUAUUAGAGGAAAAUGAACAACUUAUAACGCAGUUAACUGAACUUGAGGCGAAAACAGAAGAAUUUAAUAAUAUUGGAUUACAACAGAGGGAGCAACUGAAAACCUUAGAAGAAAAAGUUCUACGAGAUGAAAGUUAUCAAGCUGAAGUUGAACAGCUGAAUAAGAGAAUUGAAGAGCUAGAAACAAAUUUAAAAUCAGCUGCACCGGCAGAUAGUAACACUCAAUUACAAGAUUAUGCAAUUAAAAUAGAAGAAUUGACUAAAUUAUUUGAAUCUGAGAAAUCUAAAAAAGAAAGAGCUAAUAUCAAACUAAGAAGUUAUAAAGAUAAAAUUUUGAAAUGUGCUAAUUGUAUAAACCAAUUAAAAAAUUCGAGAUUUAUUUUGACAAAAACUGUAAAAGAAUAUUCAGAAAACAUACCUAAGUGGCAAAAUGAAAUAAUUAAGGCAUCUAAAGUUCUUGAAGGACAAAUGAAAGAGCUAAAUAAAGAAAAUAAUGAUUUAAGAACCAAAUUGCAGCAAAAACAAAAAGAGUUAUUAGACCUCUCUUCUACUCAAAGUGAUUCUAAUUACUUAAAAUGUCAAAUAAAUGAACUAAAGGAAAAUGCUAAAGUAUUAAAUUCCAAGAUAUUUGACUUGCAAGAAGAACUUUCAGAAUCCAACAAAACUAAUGUCACCUUAAUUGAUGAAAUUGCAAAUUUAAGAGGAAAAGAAACUGAAUCACAGUUACUGAAAGAAAAAAAUGAUCAAAAUGCUAUAUUAAAAGAAAAAAUAAAUCAACUUCAAGCCCAAUUAGAUAUUGUGACAGUUAAUUCUACUAAAUUCGAAGAAACUAUAGCAAAUUUAACACAGGAAAACUCCAAAUUAAAAAAUAUGUUACAAUCCAAAAAGGACAAUGAUGAAGUGCAAGAGCGGACAAAUCUACUUAUAAAAGCUUUAGAAUCAGAAAAAGCUACAUUGGUUAAAGAAAAACAGAAUGCCAAGGAUAACAUAUUAGAUUUAGAAAAUAAAAAUAAGUCAUUAAAUGAUUUAAUUAGUAAAAUGAGAGAGGAAUUACAUAAUAUGAAUAAUCAUAUAGCUUGUAUUGAAAAGGAAAAUGAAGUAAUGAAAGAUAACUACAACUUAGAAAAAGAUGAAAUCAUAAAAGAGCUUAAAAGAGAAGAAAUGUUAUCCAAGGAACAAUAUGAUAAGUUAAAAAAAGAGUAUGAUAAUAUACAAGAUUUAAAUAGCUUAUUGCAAGAAGAAGUUGAGACUCUAAAACUUUCUCUAGAACAACCAAAAGAUGAUACAUAUAAUCUCUCAGAUUUAAAUGUUUCGUUACAAGCAGAUGUAGCCAAAUUGGAAACAAAACUGGCUGCUUACAAACAAGAAAAUGCAUCUCUUUUAUUAGAAGUUAAAGAAUCAAGGGGUAAAAUAAAAGAUUUUGACAAUAUGGUUGUAGAGUAUGAAGAUAUGAAAUCUAAACUUGCAUGUUACAAGAAUGAAAAUGGUGAAUUGUUGAAUGAAAUGAAAGAAAUUAAUGAAGUACUUAAAGAGAGAGGAGAAACUAUAUCUAAACUUCAAAAAGCUAUUUCGGAAAUGGAAAGGCUUAUUGAAAUACUCGAAAAAGAUAGAGAUGCUAUAAAAGAUGAACGAGAUAGUCUCUUAAAUGAAAUAGACAAUUUACGAGGUGACUUGAAAAACGCUGAACAAAACAAUUGUAAAAAUAAUGCAGCUGUGAAAACAAUUACAAUAGAAAAGGAUACCGCGUUGAAUCUUCUAGAAGAAAAGGAUGCUAUAAUUUUAGGUUUAAAAGAAGAAUUAGAAAAACUAAGACAAAGUUCUACUGUUGAAUUACCUAACGAUGACAUGUCAACUUCAACAAUAUCAAGAGCCGAAGAUCAUUCUCGUAUGAAAGAUCUAGAUGAGACGUUUGAGGAUAAGUAUACUAAGCUAAGAAUGUUUGCUUUGAAAUUAAAAAAGAAAUUAAAUGAAACAACAACACAAUUGCAAUCCUCUGAGCAAGAACAAAUGAAAUUAAAGAAAUUAUUGGCUGACAGUAAUUUGGAUAAUAAACAAAAGAUAAUCAACACAGAUGGGCUUAAUAAUAAUGAAGAUGAAACAAAUAAGUCUAAUAUUACCGAUUUAGAAGCAAAAGUAAGAAACUUAACUGCAGAUUUAGAGAAAUCAACAAUAGCAACUGCUAAAAUAGCAGAAUUAGAAGCAAAUAUUCUUGAAAAGAAUCAGCAGUUGACAGCUGAAAAGGAGGCACAUAAGGUAACAAAGGGACAGUUAGAGAAAGCUCUAAGAGAUGUAAAAAAGAAGAAUGUUCUGAGCCUUGAAAUGGAAGACUAUGAGAGAUCAAUGAAAGAACUUACAACGAAAAUGGAAGAAAAUAAGAAAAAAAUUGUACAGAUGGAAUCUACAAUCGAUACACAAGAAGGUACCAUCACAGCUAUGAAAACUCAAAUUAAACUGUUAGAAGAACAAAUAAAGACAGAAGAAACUCAAAAUAGACUUCUUAAAGAAGAAUUACAACAAGCUAUAGAAGACGGGAAGGAAAAAGAAAAUAUGGUUAACGCUAAAAAAGAUAUUAUAACAAAAUUAAUGCACGACCUUGAAGAUGAAAAGCGGAAGAAUGAAGAAGCAGAAUUGGAAAUGACAUCAGUUCUGAGCGAAAAGGAAAGGAUAAUUAUGAACUUUGGAGAAGAGAAAGUGGAGUUGAAUAGUAAAAUGAAGAAGUUGGAAUUUAAGUGUGCGGAACUAAAUGAAAAGCUGCGCAUUACAAAUAUAGAAUUAGCAGAUUUGAAAACAGAAUACACUAGCUAUAAAGUACGAGCUCAGGCAGUUCUGCGACAAAAUCAAACAGUCGACCACAGCCAAGAGGAACAGUUGAAAGAAGAGGCGGCAGCGUUGAAAGCUCAAGUAGAGACGUUAACUCAAAAGCUUAAUACAGUAGAACAGCAAUGCUCAGAUAUGAAUGCAGAGGUAGAAGCUGGUAGAAAGCGUUUGGCAGAGGCUAGCGCAGAGACGUCGCGCGCGCAGCAGCGCACCGCGCGCCUGCAGGCCGACCUCGCGCGGCUCUCGCACCAGCUCGACUCGGAGCGCUCGCAACAAAAGAUACAGAUUUCAACAUUAACACAGUGCUACAAGACACAGAUAAGUGAACUAGAGACCAGAUUACAUAAAGAAACAGAGAGUCUGAAUAAGCAGCUCGCACUUUUGCAAGAAAACAUUAAAGCUGGAAAACGUAUUGUAGACUCGAGUCGUGAGAAGUAUACACUGCCAGUCAUACCUCGAGAGGAGGGCAGUGAUAACGAAAUGGACAUCAACGUGUCUCUCAUACCGAGAGAGGAAGGAGAGGGUUCUGAAGCAGCUCCAUCCCCACCAUUGUCGAAAUCGCUCUUAUCGAGUGGCGGAAGACGUUCUCCUAUACCUUUAGAGAGGCUCUUAGAAGAAGGGGUUCCAGACAAUGAUUUCCUCGACUCUUCUUCUCUUUCUCUUACUUCAGAACAAGAGAUUGCCGAUUUGAGGAGGAAGGUCCAAGCACAGCAACAAAGAGUGAAGCACGUAACGGUGCUGCUAGCUGAGUCGGAGCGCGAGUGCGCGCGCCUCGGCCAGCUCAGCGAGCUGCUGAAGGGCGAGCUGCGCCGCGUGCGCGCCGCGCCGCACGCACACAACACUGAGUACAUGAAGAAUGUUACGCUCAAGUUCCUGACGCUGCCACCAGGAGAUGAACGCAGUCGCUUAGUGCCAGUGCUCCAAAAAAUUUUAACACUUUCUUCAGAUGAGACACAUAAAAUACAGGCGAUUGCUAAAGGUCAGGAUCCCAAUCCAGGUAAGGGCUGGGGGAGCUACCUACCAUGGCCCGGAGGCAAA